Lipotes vexillifer (Yangtze River dolphin) is the source of this 1083-nucleotide messenger RNA. It is a transcript of the gene AGMAT, whose product is annotated as agmatinase (putative). Gene Ontology annotation, molecular function: agmatinase activity; metal ion binding. The record is from RefSeq and is a predicted model, not a curated record. The transcript has 8 exons. Bases 1 to 1083 code for a protein of 360 amino acids. Lineage: Eukaryota; Metazoa; Chordata; Mammalia; Artiodactyla; Lipotidae.
AUGAAGAGGACGGUUGGAGCUGCUGUCACAUACCUGGGGGGCGGCGGGGGCGCGCGGGGGCUGGUUCCCGGCGGCCACGCGCGUCCUGCGGCGGGGCUCUGCGACCCCGGCAGCAGCCAGAGCCGCCAGGCCUCCGACGCCCCCCGGAACCAACCUCCCAGCUCUGAGUUCGUGGCCCGGUCGGUGGGCAUCUGCUCCAUGAUGCGGCUGCCCGUGCAGGCCUCCCCCGAGGGGCUGGAUGCCGCCUUCAUCGGGGUGCCACUGGACAUUGGGACCUCCAACCGGCCGGGGGCGAGAUUUGGACCCCGACGGAUCCGCGAGGAGUCAGUGCUGCUUCGGACAGCCAACCCUAGCACAGGAGCCCUCCCCUUCCAGUCCCUCAUGGUUGCAGACCUAGGCGAUGUGAAUGUCAAUCUUUACAACCUUCAGGACAGCUGCCGCCUGAUUCGAGAGGCCUAUCAGAAAAUUGUAGCAGCUGGCUGUAUUCCUCUGACCUUGGGUGGAGAUCACACAAUCACCUAUCCUAUAUUGCAAGCGAUGGCAGAAAAGCAUGGGCCUAUGGGGCUGGUGCACGUGGAUGCACACAUGGACAUGGCGGACAAGGCCCUGGGUGAGAAGCUCUAUCACGGGACGCCCUUCCGCCGGUGCGUGGACGAGGGACUCCUGGACUGUAAGCGCGUGGUACAGAUCGGCAUCCGGGGCUCUUCCAUGACCUUGGAUACCUACAGAUACAGCCGGAGCCAGGGCUUCCGGGUGGUCCUGGCUGAAGACUGCUGGAUGAAAUCACUGGUUCCUCUGAUGGGAAAAGUGAGGCAGCAGAUGGGAGUCAGACCCAUUUAUAUCAGCUUUGAUAUCGACGGCUUGGAUCCUGCCUAUGCCCCAGGGACAGGGACACCCGAAAUUGCUGGUCUCACCCCUAGUCAGGCUCUGGAGAUCAUCCGGGGUUGUCAAGGACUGAACGUGGUGGGUUGUGAUCUUGUGGAGGUUUCACCGCCGUACGAUCCUUCUGGAAACACAGCCCUUGUGGCGGCUAACCUGCUGUUUGAGAUGCUGUGUGUUCUCCCCAAAGUGACAGUCGCCUGA